GUGGUGAACUCCGCGGCGGCACUAGCGCUGCAGGAGGCCAAUGCUUCGGAGGCGGAGCCCAACCGCGAGAUUCACUCGGCCCGCAAGACCGCGGCCUGCUUCGUCUCCGUUCCUAAUCGCGGCACUGGUGGCGUCGCGGUGCUCACCCCUGGGCUAUCGCCGACUGAAACUGCUGAUCCUGAGCGACGUCGUCACUCGGAGCCCGCCCCUGGUCGCGUCCAACGGCUCCAGCAAAAGUCGGACGUAACUGGCGUUGGCGAGGGCGCGCUCCGCAACAUGAUCGCGAUCUACAACAUUCACAACUUCCAGCUCGCCGCGGACCAGGCCCAGCGCACGAGGGGCUCGAUCCGCGCCGAGCUCAGCACUGCCGAGCAACAGCCCGAGCGGGUCACCGUGCUGGUCAUGGGUGACUUCAACUUCAUGGAUGAGGCACCGCUCGAGAUGACGGCGCCGCUGGUGGAGCCUAAGUUACCGACGCACUACGCCGAGCACUCGCAGCAGUGCACGCGGGUUGACAAGAUUUACAUCAGCUCCCCGCCGUGGUUGCUGUCCCAGUGGUGCGCGAAGGUUGACAUCCCCAUGGCGCCUGGCGCCCUCUUCCGCAUUGGCAUCUCUGACCACGCCCCAGUUCACCUACGCCCCCUCUUCGCCGAAUACUUCGACCUGAUGAAUGGUGCUGCUGACGUGGACAACUACCCGCCCUUCAUCCGCCUUAAGGAGUUCAAGCGCCUCAUCCGCGAGGCGGCCAGGCUGGCGCGCAAUGACCUGGCAGACGCGCGCGCGCCAUGCUCGGCGGCUGCCCUGACGGCAUGCAGGGCGAUAUCAAGGGCAGUCUGGAGGAAUGACUGGAAGAGCGCUCGCGCACUGCGCGCUAGCACGGAGCUGGGCGCAAAGUUCCUGGACAUCUCUGAUAGCAACCACAUCGCGCUGAUCGAGCCUGAGACUUGCCGUCGCACGUUCGAGCAACAUCAGAAGGAGUACCUGGACCCGCGGGCGGAGGCCAUGCAGCAGGAGGAGCAAGCGAGGGACACCCCCUACCUCAAGCGGCAACGCCUCCGCAAGAUGCCGAGAGCGACCGAGAAGCGCGGCAAGCUCUGGGCCCCCACUGGCAAAGUUCUGAAGCUCAGAGCCAUCGAG
This is a messenger RNA of Prorocentrum cordatum, 1137 nucleotides long. Lineage: Eukaryota; Dinophyceae; Prorocentrales; Prorocentraceae. The record is from the annotation of a GenBank genome assembly.